CCACACGUUAGUUUAAAUCGCUCUGCAUUCGCUAUUAUAAAAGGUUAUGGGCCCACGACGCUACGCUGUAUGCGGAAUCCCGCAGUUUAACGGUGGAGGGGCAUUUCAGCUAGCUGCGGGAGAUUCCACGAAGACCCACUUACUGGGGUUUGAGAACCUAAUCCAGCAAAUGAAAACUGUUGGAGCAAAGGUCGAGAAAGCUGACUUAGUCAUUUCGCUGUUCCAGACUCUACCGGAUACAUACAAUCCAUCGAUCACUGCAUUGGAGAAUAUCCCUGAGGAAGAACUGAGUUUGGAGGUCGUCAAGCAACGCUUAAUUACGGAAGAGCUGAAGAGAUCCGAACGUCACGAAGACUCCGGGGAGGUCAAGACUGCGGCAUUUUUCGGUGAGAAGAAGAGCAAGUCGAAGAGAUUUCAAGGCGAGUGCCAAAAUUGUGGCAAGCAAGGCCACUUAAAGAAGGACUGUCGAGUGAGAGGUAGUAAGGCAAAUUCGGCUGAGCAGAGGCAGUGCCGUAUCGUUCAUUGCAAGCCGUGAUAUUGAAAAGGCUUCUACCGGAAAGGUGUUUUUUAGGUUCGAUUCCGGUUCGUGGUCGGUUGAACCUAGUGAACGACCUGACUGUGUUACCGGGAGUUUGCAAGAUAAAGCAACCUGUCGUGAUUCAAGUAGCGAAGGAUGGAGAAACGCUGACAUUAAACACUAUGGCAGCGGUUCUCAACCUUUUUUGUCCGCGUACCCCUUGGCGAUAUUUUCCAAAUCAAUUGUACCCCACUGCUUGGCAUGUUCUCGUAAAGUGGGACAGAGUAUUGGUAGGUCAUAUUGUGGUAGUCUUGUUCAGGUUUAAAAUUGAAGUAUGGUUUGUUUGAUUGCUACAAUCAUGUUUUUAGAGCAAGUUCGAACAACAAUUGAAGUACUAUCAAGAAAAAUUGCUUUGUCCGCCAUUACUGAUUUUUCUUACGCGUACCCCCUGAAGGUUCUCGCGUACCCCUAGGGGUACGCGUACCCCAGGUUGAGAACCGCUGCACUAUGGGAACCAUCAUCUAAAGAAGCAACAAGCAUGAAUAUGAACGAUUUCACUACGUCCCGGAGCUUCGUGACAACUUGAUGUUGGUAAAAAAACUGGUAAAGACGGGUGUUGUCGUAACCUUCUGCGGCUUUUCAGCAAUUCUCAAGAAAAACGGUAACGUGAUUGCUACUGCGAAUCUGAGAGGCAACCUGAACGAAAUCGAGGUGGAAGUUCCAACAUCUUCGGCAAAUAUGUGUCAAUUAAAAGCAACCAAUUUGUGGCACUGAAGAUUGGAACAUCUAAGUCAACAAGGUAUAAAAGCAAUCAUAGGUAACAAUCUUGGAGAAGGUGCUGACUGCAAAGAGGACAAGCUCGAAUUCUGUGAGGUGUGCGUAAAAGGGAAACAGUGCCGUGAAUCGUUCAACGGCACUUCUCCGAGAGCAACAAGGCAUUUGGAAAGAAUCCAUUCGGACGUAUACGGACCUAUUGAACCUGCCGCAUGGGAUAGCACGAAGUAUUUCGUUUCCUUUUUCGAUCCCGCAUUAUCAAUAACCAUAAAACUUGCUUAACAACUAGUUCGGGAUAUAGUCACAACUGUGUGGGUUAUCGUUAAACGAUCUGCAUUAUCAUCCGGUUAUGGUUAUUGAUUAUGCGGGAUGAUCAUGCCCAUUUCGCAAUACUGUUCGUGAUGAAGAGAAUAUCGGUGGUCUUUGUUAGAUUCCGUGAGUAUGAGGCCAUGGUAACGGUGCAGUUCAACAUGAAGAUCUCAAAGUUAACAAUCGAUCGAGACCGUCAGUAUCUUUCCAAUGAACAAAACGGUUCUACUCGCAGAAAGGAAACCAGGUGCAAAGCAUUUAAUUAGAUCCCUAAUCAGCAACGGAAGAAACUGGAUGCCAGAACCUUUAUUAUGGUCGGUUACGCGCCAAACGGUUACCGACUAUGGGACAGGACACGAAAACCUGUGCCAACUGUGACAAGAAAGCAGAUCUACCUACCUAGCUGAUCGUUGUACCGUACCAGCAAGAGGGGGAAGUUAUUCACGAUGAGACACCGAUGUUAUAUGAGAAUGCUGUUGAUAAUGACGAUAGCGUUGUCGAUCCGCUGGUUGAUUCUGAGGCGCUCCUAAUUACCGAUGAUAAGGAUGACGCGGAAAAGACGGUGGACACCCUUCGCAACUAGGACAACUCGAAUCCCAAGGUCAAGCGACGUUAGGACGCAGCGAACAGGAGUGCAGACUCCUCGGUAAGCAUUUAAAAUUAAACCGGUGAAUACAGUGCAAAUUCUGCUGGCCCAUCUUCUACAGAUGUUCUUCGGAGCUUCGGCGACAUCGCAAGCUGUCCAGAUAGGAUCAAAUGACUGGAAGCGGUCGACAACGAAAUGCAAUCCAAGAGGGUAAACAGCGUAUGGAAGAUGACAUCCUGUCCGAGCGGAGUGAGACCCCUUAUGUAAAUCAAAAUGGGUAUUGGCCAGACCGUGAGAUACAAGGCCCGACUAGAAGCAAAGGGGUACCUGCAACAAUACGGUGUUGACUUCUGUCGCGAAGCUAUCCAGUUUCAUUUCCUCCAGAUGGACGUCAAAACGGCGUUCCUACAAGGUGACUUGAAGGAGGAUGUUUACAUGGAGAUCCCUAAAGGCGUCAAAGCUCCAGUAAAUCUGACGUGUAAGCUGCUAAAAUCAUGCGGAUUGAAGCAAUUUCCACGUUGCUGGAACGAAAAAUUCAAUCAUGAACUAAUGAAGAUGGGUUUCAAGAGGUUCCGCAAUGACUACUGCCUUAAAACAUGCUGCAAAGACGGAGACGAGCUACAUGUUGUGCUAUACGUGGACGAUCAGCGCAGGGAGGAAAUUUGACUCCAUCAUCCGAUUGGAGAAACUGCUCUCAACCAUAUUUUGCAUGAUUGAUUGCGGAGAGGCCCGCCACUUUCUGGUAAUGAAGAUAUCAUACAAUCGGGAAGCAGGAACCCUUCAACUUUCACAGAAGACACACGUCGAAAAAAUCGUCAAACGUUUUGGAUUGGCUAAAUGCAACGCUGCCAAAACGCUAAUGAAGAAAGGUCUACAAUUGCAAUAAGUAGGAACACCAGCUCAAGAACCCUACAGAGAAAUGCUGCGAAGCCUAAUGUACAUCAUGCUAAGCGUUCUUCCGGACAUCUGCUUCCGGGUGGGUAUCUGGGGCGAUACCAACAUAAGCCUAUGGACACAUACUGCCAAUGUCUAAAAACGAUCGUCCGUUUCCUAAUGGGGAGUGCCAAAACCGUAUUGCAGUUACAAUACAACGACUAUUGUCCGCUAAUCAGCUUUGCCGAUGCUGGCUGGAGCGCCGACAAUAAAGGUCGCAAAUCUGUGUCCGGAUACGUUUUCAAGGUGUUUGGGUCCACAGUCUUAGUUUUUAACGCUCUGAAUUCGUUAUCAUAAAAUAAACCCAUCACCGACAAUCCAUUAUAUAGCUCAUAUUAAAUAUGUUAAAGAGCUUUUUCCUUGAUCCAAUGUGGUAUUCAUGGACAACCCUGAUACACAUAGCCAACUGUUUAGUGUAAAUCGUGGAGAAAUAGACAUAAUUGUACACGGAAACAAUAGCCAGAUCUAGAUAAAACUAUAAUGAAUUGUCAAAACUAAUGCAAGUUGCUUUUGUUGGGCGCACUCGCAUAUUUUGGCGGUUUUAUAUAUUUUGUGUUUGUCAUUAAACGUUAGCACCGUAUUUUUAGGCUUCUAGUUUUACUCUUCAUAGCGAAGCAACAGCUCGCCAGAUAGAUUUAAAUAAGGUCAAAGUUAAAUAUAAUGCGCGAGGUACUUUCGAUCAAUGUCGGCCAGGCGGGAUGUCAAAUCGGGAAUGCCUGCUGGCAGCUGUUUACCCUGGAGCAUGGAGUCCAACCGGAUGGUACGAUGAGUGAGAAGAUUCCGGUUGACGAAAACAUGGCAGCUUUCUUCCAGAAUACCGACUCUGGUAAGGUCGUUCCUCGCAAUAUUUUCAUCGAUUUGGAGGAAUCAGUGAUCGACGAUAUGAAGAACGGACCGUACAGAUACCUGUACCAUCCGCAGUAUAUGAUCACGGGAAAAGAGGAUGCGGCUAACAAUUACGCUAGAGGCCAUUACACCGUUGGCAAACAGAUUAUCGAGCCGGUGUCUAGGGCUAUCCAGAAGCUUGCAGAACAAUGUGAUGGGUUGCAGGGGUUCUUGGUAUUCCAUUCAUUUGGGGGUGGAACAGGAUCGGGGUUUACUUCGUUGCUGAUGCAGCAGCUGGCUGCUGAGUAUGGGAAGAAGUGUAAACUGGAAUUUGCUGUUUAUCCUUCGCCUACAAUUUCUACGGCUGUCGUGGAACCUUACAAUUGUGUCCUAUCGACUAGUACUACGAUGCAAAACUCGGACUGUUGUUUUAUUAUGGACAACCAAGCAACCUACGAUAUUUGUUCUAAAUACCUGCAGAUUGGCCGACCUGAUUAUGCCCAUCUAAACGCAUUGGUGGCACAGGUCGUUUCUUCGGCUACCGCGUCGCUUCGGUUCAAGGGAACAAUGAAUGUUGAUCUUAAUGAGUUUCAAACAAAUUUGGUUCCUUUCCCUAGAGUUCACUACCCGCUCGUAUCAUAUGCACCAUUAUUAUCUGCCAAUAAGGCCCAGCACGAGUUUUCUUCAAUUGCCGAAAUUACAAACGCUUGUUUCGAGCCCCCUAAUAUGAUGGUAAAGUGCGAUCCUCGUCAUGGUAAAUACAUGGCUUGUUGUAUGCUCUACCGGGGAGACGUAGUGCCGAAGGAUAUCAACUCUGCGAUCGCUGCCAUUAAAAGCAAACGCCACAUAACCUUUGUAGAUUGGUGCCCGACGGGAUUCAAAAUCGGGAUCAAUCAACAGGCACCGUCCGUUCUGCCCGGGGGAGAUUUGGCCAAACCGAAGAGGGCUGUAUGCAUGCUGUCGAACACGACGGCCAUUUCCGAUGCGUGGGCUCGCGUGAACCAGCAGUUCGAUCUGAUGUAUCUGAAGCGGGCUUUCGUUCAUUGGUACGUCGGUGAAGGAAUGGAAGAGGGUGAGUUCAAUGAGGCUCGCGAGGAUAUGGCGGUGCUGGAACAGGACUACGAAGAAGUCGCCGGAGAUACUGCGGACGCAGAGGGUGGAAAUUCGGAUUUUGAGUAUUGAAAGCUGCUCCGUUGGGUGCCUUGUGUGCAACCGAAUCUAUGUGUAAUUUUGUCUUUACUAAUUUAUACGUGAUAAUAUACAAUUAUAUGGUAAAGUAUAAUCGUCUAUCGUUAGAGGUUUAGCACUUGAGUGUUGCAUUGUGGGAGUCUAUAAUACCAUCAAUCCACCAGAGGAGAUUUUUUUCUAAAAUUGAAUACAUUUCCGUACCAAUUUUACAUGUAAGUUUUCUAGAAAAAGUGAGAGAAGCGAUUUUCUAAGUGUAUUGGUUUUUAUAUUCAGCUAGUUCUAACGAAGGCUGAGUACAAAUAAUACUUUUAUGCACUUUGGCGUUUCAUUUAGUCGCAUGAUUCACGGUAAAGCGUAAGAUAACUUACUGAGAAAAUACGAUGGGUGCGAUAGUUUUAGCAGGGUUUGAAAAGAAAACUUAAUAUUUAUGAUGCGUGUCCCUUAACUAAAAACUUGCGCCUUAGUGCUAAUUGAAACGCCAUUAUUGUUCAGUUACAAGUUAUGUAGUGAAGUGUGUGUAGGGGAGAAUGGUAUAAACAUGUCAUGCUUAUGCUACGUUCCCCUUUUUUGCACGGCUCGUAAUGGCAGUUACGCUACAAAAACUCUUGGGUGCAAU
Molecule: messenger RNA, 5748 nt
Organism: Wyeomyia smithii (pitcher-plant mosquito)
Lineage: Eukaryota; Metazoa; Arthropoda; Insecta; Diptera; Culicidae
Product: tubulin alpha-8 chain-like
Exons: 2
Coding region: 3780-5126 (448 amino acids)
Biological process (GO): mitotic cell cycle; microtubule cytoskeleton organization
Cellular component (GO): microtubule; cytoplasm
Molecular function (GO): structural constituent of cytoskeleton; GTP binding
Source: RefSeq, a predicted model, not a curated record